AUGGCUCUUCAAUCGACAAUAAAUCCUCAAAAUGUCAACAACGAUAAUAAUAAUGAUGACGACAACGAACAUUUUCAUCGCCAUAAUGAUCAUGAUCAUCAUCAUGAGUACGAUGAAGAAAUCGAUGAAACAGAAGAUGAUCUUAUUGAAAAUUAUCGUUUUCUAACACAACAUUGUGGUGUUCUACGACAAUCUCCAACAACAAAUGUAUUAAAUACAAUACAACAACAACAAAAACAAAUGCAUCAAUCUCCAUUUUUACGUCAUUAUUCAUUUAUAGACGAAAAUUAUAAUAAUAAUAAUAAAAAUAAUAAAAAUAAUAAUAACAAUAAUAAUAAUAAUGAAGAUGAACGUUCAUUUUCUUCUACUAAACAAUGGUACUCACCAUUAAAUGAUUUAAAUAAUAAUAAUCAUAAUUAUUCGACAACAAUUAGUCGUAUACCUCCAACGAUUUAUUAUAAUGAUACAGAAGAUGCUGAAUUUAAUGAUAGUCAUUCAUUUUCAUUAAUUAAACUAUUUGCACGUAUGAAAGCACGUUUAAAACAUGAUAGACGUUAUCGUCCUAAACCUACACAUGAAUUACUUUCGGAAGAAGAUCCUCAAGAAUGGUAUGAAUUAACAAAAAACGUUCGAACUAUUGUAACAAAAGCUCUUUUACCUGAAGGGGGACAUGAUGCAUUAUCACAUCGUACGAAAAAAGUUCAUAGUAGACGAGGUUCAUGUAAAAAAUCACGUGAACUUCAUCCUGUUCUGUCAAAAGAUGAUGAUGAUGAAAAAAUCAAUAUUCAAAUAGAUGAUGAAUUAAAUACAGAAGAUAAUGAAGAAUUUGAUGAAAUAAUGUGGAAUAAAUUUUUGACUUGUUCAAGAGGAAUUAAUUAUAGACGAUGUGGAGUUUGUAAAACUGUUGAUCGACAACAAUUUCAAGGACAAUUAGUGUAUUUUUAUGGUGUUGCAAAUAAUAUUUUAAUUGAUGAAAAUUUAAAAGCAUCUGGAUUGGGUUAG
Rotaria sp. Silwood2 is the source of this 1002-nucleotide messenger RNA. The record is from the annotation of a GenBank genome assembly. NCBI's taxonomy places the organism in Eukaryota, Metazoa, Rotifera, Eurotatoria, Philodinida, Philodinidae.